Ostertagia ostertagi is the source of this 567-nucleotide messenger RNA. NCBI's taxonomy places the organism in Eukaryota, Metazoa, Nematoda, Chromadorea, Rhabditida, Trichostrongylidae. The record is from the annotation of a GenBank genome assembly.
AUGUUCGUGGUUCGAAUAUCUUCUUUUGAGGAACGAAUUGCUCAAGGAAAAGAAGUACGAAAUAAAGGAGACUACCCAACAUUCAAUGAUGUUGAGAGCGAUUGGGAUUCGGAUAAAGAUAAGAAGGACAAAAAUAAGAACAAGGAAGGCAGUAAGAAAUCAGUAAAGGGUCAAAGUGAGGGCAAAGGAAAGUUAGCAAGUGUGAAGCAAACACAAACAAAUUCAGACAUUGUACCACCCACUUCUGUGACCGUUGAUCCUGCACAAGCAAAAGUUGCUGCUAGUGGUGGAAAGUGGAUGCAACAAAUAAACAAUCGAGGCGAUAAGAAGUUAAUAUUCAAGAUCCGGUGCUCAAACAAUAAUGCAUACCGUGUGAGUCCAGUAUUCGGAUUUAUCGACGCCUCUGGAAACACACAAAUCGAAGUAAUUCGAUUGAAUGGAGCUCCAAAAGAAGAUAAGCUGGUAGUCCAGUACGCUGUUGCUCCAGCAGAUGCCACCGAUGCUCAAACUGCAUUUGCUCAACUGCAACCGACUGGCAAUCUUGUUGUCAACGUUGUCGCAGCAUGA